UUCGCGCCGCGAUCAUGUGACCGCCGUUCCUCUCUGCUCUUUAUUCUCUUUUAACUUAACGGACCGUUCCAGUCCGAUCCGUGUGUCCGAGGUGGCACCGGUCCAGUUGAAUUUUAUCGAGGUUACCUUGUGCAGACUCCAAUUUCGGGAAGAGAAAUAUUCGCGAAGGAUCAUUCUUCAAAUGGCACAUACCACGAGACUGGUCGUAACAACCGGUAAUUUCUUGAAAAGCGUUUGCAAUCCCAUCUCGAUGGCCGCAAGAUCUUCUAGUUCAUGGUGGUCCCAUGUUAAAAUGGGACCACCAGAUGCCAUUCUGGGAGUUACCGAGGCUUAUAAGAGAGAUCAGAAUCCAAAAAAGAUCAAUCUAGGUGCUGGUGCUUAUAGAGAUGAUAAUGGCAAACCAUACAUUCUUCCCAGUGUUCGUAAGGCAGAAGAGAAGAUACGAAUUAAAGAAAUGGAUAAGGAAUAUUCUACAAUUGCUGGUAAUCUUGAGUUCUGCCAACAUAGUAUUAAUCUGGCUCUCGGAGAUGGAAACGAAGUUGUCGCAAAUAAAUUGAAUGCAACAAUCCAAGGAAUUUCUGGUACCGGUUCUCUGUUUGUUGGAGCACAAUUUCUGUCACAUCAUUUCCCUGGCAAUAAGACUAUUUAUCUACCGACUCCUACAUGGGGAAAUCAUAUUCCUCUAUUUAAACUUGCUGGGCUUACGAUCAAGUCUUAUCGCUAUUAUGACCCAAAAACUUGUGGUUUAGAUUUUGAAGGAAUAAUGGAAGAUAUAUCUUGUAUUCCUGAGAAAACAAUUGUCCUUCUACACGCAUGUGCACACAAUCCUACUGGUGUUGAUCCCAAACCGGAACAAUGGGAAAAAUUAUCUGCUCUGAUUAAGAAGAAAAAAUUAUUCCCAUUUUUUGACAUGGCAUAUCAAGGUUUUGCCUCAGGAGAUUUUACAAAAGAUGCUUAUGCAGUUAGAUUAUUUAUCAAAGAUGGUCACCAAAUUGCGCUAACUCAAUCUUUUGCAAAGAAUAUGGGUCUUUAUGGUGAACGAAUUGGAGCAUUCACUUUAGUAACAUCUAGUGAAGAGGAAGCUGAACGGAGUCUGUCACAAUUAAAAAUCCUCAUUAGACCAAUGUAUUCCAACCCACCGAUUUAUGGAGCCCGUAUAGCUAACGAGAUACUCGGCGAUCCUGAACUACGAAAAGAAUGGUUACGCGAAGUAAAGGGUAUGGCUGAUCGCAUCAUUUCGGUUCGCACAAAACUGCGCGAAAAUCUAAAAAAAAAUGGUAGCAUCCGUGAUUGGUCUCAUAUCACCGAUCAAAUUGGAAUGUUCUGUUAUACUGGCUUGAAACCUGACGAGGUGGAAAAGCUCACAAAGGAUUAUAGCAUUUACUUGACCAAAGAUGGUCGCAUCUCUAUGGCUGGUGUAACUUCGAAAAAUGUAGAAUAUCUAGCACAUGCGAUGCAUGAAGUUACAAAAUAACUUCUGUCAAAAUUGAUUAAACACGUUAUCAUUCACCUGAAGCCGCCUUGCCAAUGUCCAAUGAUAAUACACAGCGUCUUAUUACAUUAUACAAAUGUAAUGUACUACUAUUAUACAAAUGUUAUGAUUGAAAAUAGUGUUUAAUUAACAUCGUCGAAAAAUACAUGAAAAAACUACAAGGCAUG
Molecule: messenger RNA, 1659 nt
Organism: Pogonomyrmex barbatus (red harvester ant)
Lineage: Eukaryota; Metazoa; Arthropoda; Insecta; Hymenoptera; Formicidae
Gene: Got2
Product: glutamate oxaloacetate transaminase 2
Biological process (GO): L-aspartate catabolic process; biosynthetic process
Cellular component (GO): mitochondrion
Molecular function (GO): L-aspartate:2-oxoglutarate transaminase activity; pyridoxal phosphate binding
Source: RefSeq, a predicted model, not a curated record